GGAGUUACUAUAUGUCUCACACAAUUUUACUGGUUCAGCCUACCAGAUGGCCAGAGGGCAGGACUUACGCUCAUUAUGAAUCUCUGAAUGAAUGCAUGGAAGGAGUUUGUAAAAUGUAUGAAGAACACCUGAAGAGAAUGAAUCCCAACAGUCCCUCAAUCACCUAUGAUAUUAGCCAGUUAUUUGAUUUCAUUGAUGAUUUGGCUGAUCUCAGCUGCCUUUUUUAUUGUGCUGAUACUCAUACAUACCAGCCCUACAAUAAAGACUGGAUAAAGGAGAAGAUCUGUCUCCUCUACAGAUAAGCUCAGCAAGCAAGCAAAUAA
Messenger RNA from Sphaerodactylus townsendi, 323 nucleotides. RefSeq names its product enhancer of rudimentary homolog. The record is from RefSeq and is a predicted model, not a curated record. NCBI's taxonomy places the organism in Eukaryota, Metazoa, Chordata, Lepidosauria, Squamata, Sphaerodactylidae.